Messenger RNA from Brienomyrus brachyistius, 5084 nucleotides. RefSeq names its product phagosome assembly factor 1 (gene phaf1). The record is from RefSeq and is a predicted model, not a curated record. The transcript is spliced from 16 exons. Bases 1293 to 2537 code for a protein of 414 amino acids. NCBI's taxonomy places the organism in Eukaryota, Metazoa, Chordata, Actinopteri, Osteoglossiformes, Mormyridae. Gene Ontology annotation, cellular component: trans-Golgi network; dendrite; synaptic vesicle membrane. Gene Ontology annotation, biological process: Golgi to plasma membrane protein transport.
UCCCCAUUUAAAGGGUAGCACCAACAAACUUACGUAAGCCUUUACUAUUCCACAUGGUUUCAUUAUUAGAUGUGUCAGAAGAUACUCAUGAGAUUAGUAAUAAGAAACGGUUUGAAAAUGCAUCGGUGUCCAUCAAACAGGAAAACAAUUAUAAACUAUCAUGAUCAAUUCAGAAAAACAACAACCAAAUAUGAUCCGAGGGAAUAUUUAGCUGCAUGUUACGUAACCUGCUUUGUAUGACCGUUAUGAAAUAUAAAUAUACGCAAUAAAACGAAAAGCCGCGGCACGGUUACGAAAUCAAAAGCUUUAUUUAAGUCACACGUCUCACACGUGCCUGCAUCCGCAGGUCUACUGCUCGCUCGCAGACCACGUGACCAGGAAGUGACCGCGUCAUCUAUACCGGAAGUCAGUAUCAGCUGAUUUGAGUUGUUUUUAAUGGGAGUAGCUGCUGCUGCCGCUCUGCUUAUCGCCUUUAUUUUUAAAACACGAAAAAUACACAAGCAAAUAAGACAAAAUUCCGUGGUAACCUGACAUCACAGACAGGUGUUGAAGUUGUAAUUUUGCUACGUUAUCUGGCCGAAUUCUGUGUAGCUGGCCAGCUAGCUAACUACGUUACUAGAAAAAACAAGGCAUGAAUAAAUACUGGAUACUAUGUACAGAUGUGGCGGCAGGUACAGGGACAGCAUUUUAUUAGAUAAAACAGACAAGGGCAUUUCGUAAUUUAUUGACGAAGACAGCUGAGAAACUUAUUGGGUAACAAUAAGAAGCGGGUGUAAUAUUGAUCACAUCGUUUACUGCGCUUUAUUAUCUGACUGUUUGAAUUUUUUUUAACAUAAAUCUGUAUAGUAGUAAAUUGCCGAUAACGUACUAGUGACUGGAAGCGGAUGAAACGGAAGACGAGGCUUUUAGAUUCGGACGCGUUAGCUAUUUUGAGCACUGGGCUGCUGUGAUACUGAUUAACAUAUUUAUUUAUUGAAUUGACGGGGCCGUUCCAUUGGUUUUACAUGCGAGUGUGUUUUUGUGUAUGCGUAUUUUAUUAAUUAUUAAUCUUCAUAACAGGAACGUCAGCUAGGUUGUUUUAUGUUAUUUAAACUUGGCAAACAGCGGUGACACAUCACCGGGGCGGCAAAGCGACUCUGUUACAGGAGCGUCCGCCGUUAAUGUCGCCGAUCCCCACGGUUUUCCAGGACUAGUUCCCGUCGAGCUGUUUUGCCAGCGUCGUUUUUAAGCUAAGCCUAAUAGCCCGAGUGCAGGCGGGGAAGCGAGCUGAACAUCAGACCACCAAGUCGCCAAUGCUGGAUCUGGAGGUCGUUCCGGAGAGAUCGCUAGGAAAUGAGCAAUGGGAAUUCGCACUAGGGAUGCCAUUGGCCCAGGCCAUCUCCAUUCUGCAGAAACACUGCCGAAUAAUCAAGAAUGUGCAGGUCCUUUACAGUGAGCAGACACCACUCAGUCAUGACCUCAUUCUCAGCCUGACUCAGGAUGGAAUUAAACUACUGUUUGAUGCCUGUAAUCAGAGACUGAAGGUCAUUGAAGUCUAUGACAUGAGUAAAGUGAAGCUGAAAUACUGUGGAGUCCAUUUUAACUCUCAGGCUAUAGCACCCACCAUAGAGCAGAUCGACCAGUCUUUCGGAGCUACACACCCAGGAGUUUACAACGCCGCUGAGCAGCUCUUCCAGCUGAAUUUCCGAGGGCUUUCCUUCUCCUUCCAACUGGAUUCCUGGAGCGAAGCUCCGAAAUAUGAGAUUCCUCAUGGAGCGACAGUGAAGCGCAUGUUUAUUUACACCGGGAACAGCUUGCAGGACACCAAGGCUCCGGGGAUGCCUCUGGCCUGUUUCCUUGGCAACGUGUACGCGGAGAGCGUAGAUGUCUUGCGGGAUGGGGCUGGGCCUCUAGGCCUUAGGCUCCGCCUCCUCACGGCAGGGUGUGGCCUGGGGGUCAUGGCAGAUGCGAAGGUCCGCACCCUUGAGAGCAGCAUCUACUUUGGAGACUCCUGUCAAGAUGUCCUCAGUGCUCUGGGCUCCCCACACAAGGUGUUCUACAAGUCUGAGGAUAAGAUGAAGAUCCAUUCCCCCUCCCCACAUAAGCAAGUUCCCUCCAAAUGCAACGACUACUUCUUCAAUUACUUCACUCUGGGAGUGGAUAUAUUGUUCGAUGCCACUACACACCUAGUGAAGAAGUUUGUGCUCCACACCAAUUUCCCCGGUCAUUACAAUUUCAACAUAUACCACCGCUGUGAUUUCAAGAUCCCGCUUGUGGUGAAGACUGAAGGUGCCGAGGCUCAGCCCGAAGACUGCAUCCUGACCACCUUCAGCAAGUGGGAUCAUAUUCAGCAGCUCUUGGGUCAUCCUAUGGAGAAGCCCGUCGUCCUCCACAGGUCAUCAUCUGCGAACAACACCAACCCUUUUGGUUCAACCUUCUGCUUUGGCCUGCAGAGGAUGAUUUUUGAGGUGAUGCAGAACAAGCACAUCGCGUCAGUCACCCUGUACGGCAGCCCCCGGCCCAGCGCCCAGGCCCGAACUGGGCCCCAUGCACACUGAGCUUCUACUCCCCCCCCCCCCCCCCCCCCCCCCCCCCCACACACAUUUACAUCCAUCCUGCCCCCUCUGAGCUCCGUCCAGAUCUAGAGGAACAUCACAACAGUACAGUGUGCCUUGAUUCCCACCAUCGCGAGAAACUUUCUGCAAGUCGCUCUGGUUUUUCCGUUCUGUGCCCUCCAGGGGGUGCCAAUAAGUCUACAGGCAGCCUUUGACCUUUGGGAACACCCAGAGGUCACCCUCGUCCUCAGCCCACCAAGCCAGGUACACCAGUACUGAGUCUCUGUGACCAGUACGUCUCUCCUGCCCUCCUCGUGUCGUCCGUGCUCCGCCCCUUUCACCCAUUGCAUGACCAGUGUCCGCAGGAAUGGCCAGGCAGAGGCGGAUGUGUGUGAUUUUUAAAGCACGCUUCUGUCUGCCGGAAGUGGCGUUAUUUCAAAUGCAGUGGCACGAGUCUCGCUCCCUUCGGACAGGGAGAGCUUCGGUCACACGUGUGCUUGCCGGCAUGCGGCACGUCGCGUACUGAGUGACUCGCGCUCGCUAACACACAGGGUGAGGAACUACUCAUUUUAAAAGACAUUGUAUAAUGUUUAGUGACUAUAAGCACAAGCCCCCCCCCCCACACACACACACAGUGUCAUCAGAGACAGAAGUCUGUAUCGCUCUGCCCCGAACACAGCGCCGACGCUCCCCAGCACCCUCUUCUCACACCUACUAUCCCGUAGUUAAAUUUUUCCUUCCUUCAGUACAGUAGUUUUAACAUUUGCACUAAAAUGUACACAUUACGUACUUGAGUCUUAUUUCCAAUUAGGAAUUUCUUUAAUUAGGAAUUUCAAUUAGGAAUUAGGAGUUUCCAUGCAAUAGGAAGCAGUUGGUUAUAACUGCCCCCCACCCCCCCCACAUGACCUUCACUUUUCAAAGAUAAAAUUUGAAACAAUGGCAUCAUCAGACUAUUAUUCUAACGUGAAGGUUUUUUUUUUGUUUCGUUUUUAGGCUUUAAAAUAAGUAACAUUCCCAUCGAUUCUUUCCGAAACUGCACAGUGUCCCCCAACCAUAUUUAAUCUUAACUCCUUCAUUUCUACCAAGUACUUUGUACUUCUCAUGAUUAAAAAAUGUCUAAUAAUAAUAAUUAUUAUUAUUAUUAUUAAAAUGUUCUUGUCAUUUAUCGUUUUUUGCAUAAUGCUUUUAAUAGGGUUUUUUAACGGAACGAAAGUCUGGCCUCAUUUCGGUUUUCCUGGUGAAAUGUGCCGUCAGGGAAGCCUGUACAGAUCUGUAAAUAUGACGUCAGCUACCUUUUUCGUCAUUCAAAGAAAAAAAUUUGUAAAGAGGUUUUACGAUGUAACCCUGCGUUGCGCAAAACGCAGAAAAUGGAGAUAUGGAUUCCAGGGUCCAUCUCCAGGGAUGUCUGUUUGGGAUGGGGGGGGGACACCCCCCUAGUGCCAUAAAGCGGUACUCGGCCUGGUCUGUUUGGGGCGGCCUGCUCUAAUCCGAGCCGCGUAGAGGGUUCCCGGUAGCCCUGUGGCCCCCCAGGACCAGCCUUGAGUGCACCUACUCCCCCCCCCAGGGCAGUGUUCCAGCAUCCGUGGCUGCAGUUGCGGUUCCUUUUCACAUGAACCCCCAUCUCUUCGGCAUUUCAGUGUUCACAGAGUUUCCCGAUUCCUCUGCUUGCUGUUACUGUUUUAUUUUUUAAUUAUUAUUAUUUAAUUUGUUUUAAAGAUUGCAAUGGAAGGCUGUACUGGCUGUGCUUACUGCGAAAAAACAAUGGGGUGGGAAUAAAGUAAAUUUGUGCCCGGCCUGUGUUGACAUUUGUAUAACAGAAAUAGUGAAAUGAAUUGCAUAUAAUGAGCAUGAACUGUCAACAUGUGAGAUUGUGAAGUCUGUGUGCUACACAAGACAGACAAAUCUUCCGCAAAAGAGAACAAAAAAAGGGAUGGGGGGUCGUGCCAGGUCAGGAGGGGUAGGGAAGGCUAGUUUCAGCUCCAAACCAGUCACUUUGUGUUCUAGAUUCAGGAAUGAUUCUGGUUUAUAGCGACUUACAUCUGUACACCAAAACGUUAUGCUGUCUGUGUCUGGGGAUCGCUGCUUUUCUAGCGUGUGUAAAUAAUUAAGAGGAUAGUUCUCAUAGGCUGGCCCUGUGUGACCACAGCUUCUGGAAUCUUCCAGCAGCAUCACUGUGGAACUGUCACGUGGUCAUCGCAGUGACAGUCUCUGUGUAGCCAAAUGACGGCGUAGGUUCUCAUCAACAGCCUUCAGGUGAUUGGCUUACAAGACAACUGGGGAGCGAAAUGAAAGCAGGCCUCUCUUCUGUUGGGUAGGUUUCCUGUCCCCUGGAUUUUUGCUCUCUUUUGCUUCAGGAUACAGGUUUGCCCCUAAGAUUGUAACUGGGAGAAGGCAGUGCUGUCUGUCUAACCCAGAGCGAAGUUUAUGUAAACGUAUAUAUUCUCUCUCUAUUGUAUGUACUCGCCCUUGCAAGCAAUUAUUUUGUGGAUUAAGUACAUUUUAACCCAUUUCUGGAAAUGGGGCUAGCCUUGAUUAAAAUGGUGAAUUAAA